Molecule: messenger RNA, 603 nt
Organism: Danaus chrysippus (African queen)
Lineage: Eukaryota; Metazoa; Arthropoda; Insecta; Lepidoptera; Nymphalidae
Source: the annotation of a GenBank genome assembly
AUGUUUUUCUUAUAUUUAUUAAGUAUACUAUCGCUUGUAAUACAAGCUGUAUUUAUAACGCUAGCAAUUGCCGCUGGAUUAUUCUAUCUCGCAGAAUUAGUUGAAGAGUACACGGUUACAGCGAAAUAUAUAAUAUCCUGGACAAUAAUUGCAACGGCAGCAAUUCACAUAGGUUUAAUAAUAUUCGAGGAUAUACCGUUAUACUUCAAUGCUUUGGGACUUUUCCAACAAUUACUACAUGGUCUUCUAUUGAGAGAUUUCCCCGUCGUGAAAGUGAUGAGUCUGUCGUUUAUCACAGGAGUUGCUAGCUUAAUUCUCCAUCAUUACCUCGCUUUUAAGUAUUUCGGAGAAGUGUACUACAGUUUUUCGGAGGUGCUAGCAUACUUCACUCUAUGUUUAUGGGUUGUCCCAUUCGCUCUGUUUGUGUCGCUGUCUGCAAACGACAAUGUACUGCCCACGACGGGUGAAAGGAUACAUUUACUCGAUGACGAUAAUGUUGUUACCGAUUACCUAUCAAGAAAAUCAAAGAAGUACAGCCUGCUCUCCUUCUUCAGCUUCGCAAAGGAAUCUAUAUUACCGCAGAGGAAUAAAAAGGCUUUCUGA